Molecule: messenger RNA, 1827 nt
Organism: Truncatella angustata
Lineage: Eukaryota; Fungi; Ascomycota; Sordariomycetes; Amphisphaeriales; Sporocadaceae
Exons: 4
Coding region: 1-1827 (608 amino acids)
Biological process (GO): lactate catabolic process
Cellular component (GO): mitochondrion
Molecular function (GO): FAD binding; D-lactate dehydrogenase (cytochrome) activity; D-lactate dehydrogenase (NAD+) activity
Source: RefSeq, a predicted model, not a curated record
AUGUCGCGCCUUCUGUCGAGGCAGGGCCAAGCUACCCUCCGUGGCCUGGGACUGGGGCUGGGGGCUGCCUCACAUGCCACAGCACUCCGGAAUGCAUCACGAAACGGAGCCCUGGGGUCGUUGCAGUCCAUACGGUGUUACGCCAACGAAAGGGACGGUCCCAGCUUCAAGGGACAGAUGCUCGAAAGCAUACAAACACGUAUCGCACGUGAGAAACAGGAGCGUGCCAAGUUCGCUGCGCAAAGGCAAAACACAGCCGGCUCUAGAGCUUGGGGCAUUACAUUCAUGUUUGUUGCCGGCGCCCUCGGGUCCUACUACCUAGGCACAUUGAGUCCUCGAGACAUCGAUCCCAACUCGACCAUCCCGUUGUCGCAAUCCCGCGCCCCCCGGUACAACCUUGGCAAGGCGAACCUCGAAGCAGCCUGGACCGAUUUCGCUACCGUUGUAGGGAACGACAACGUCAGCACCCUAGACGCAGACAUACAUACCCAUGCCGUUUCCGAUUGGUCGUCAUACCGAGCCCGCGACCACGAGAGACCCUUCUGCGUCGUCUUCCCCGGCACCACCGAGGAGGUAUCCGAGAUCAUGAAGAUCUGCCACUCGAGGAGGAUACCAGUCGUCGGUUACAGCGGUGGUACGAGCUUGGAGGGCCAUUUCACGCCUACCUCGGGAGGUAUCAGCAUCGACUUUGGGCGCAUGAACAAAGUCCUCAAGCUGCACAAGGACGAUCUCGACGUAGUAGUACAGCCGGCAGUUGGGUGGGAGUUGCUCAACGAGCAGCUGUCCAAGGACAACCUGUUCUUCCCGCCUGAUCCCGGCCCAGGAGCCAUGAUUGGAGGUAUGAUUGGCACCGGGUGCAGUGGUACAAACGCCUACCGCUACGGUACCAUGCGCGAAUGGGUUCUGUCCCUGACUGUUGUUCUUGCCGAUGGUACCAUCAUCAAGACACGCCAGCGACCCCGCAAAUCAUCUGCAGGCUACAAUCUUAACAACCUGUUCAUCGGCAAUGAGGGCACACUUGGUCUUGUCACCGAGGCAACGCUCAAGGUUACUGUCAAGCCUCAGAGCACAAGUGUCGCUGUCUGUGCUUUCGACACCAUCAGACAGGCGGCUGACUGUGUGGCCAAGGUCGUCGGUCAGGGUGUGCCAGUUGCCGCUGUCGAGAUCCUCGAUGAUGAGCAGAUGAAAUGCAUCAACGCCGCCGGUAUGACCUCGAAGAGCUGGAAGGAGGCCCCCACGUUGUUCUUCAAGUUCAGCGGCACAGAGUCUGGCGUUAAGGAGCAGGUUCAGAUUGUCAGGGAUAUGGCUCGAUCGACCGGCUCCAAGAGCUUCGAAUUCGCCAAGAGCGAAGAAGAAAAGGCCGAGCUGUGGAGCGCACGCAAAGAGGCUCUCUGGAGUACUCAAGCGGUGGCAAAGGAGGACGAUCAUGUCUGGACUGGUGACGUGGCUGUGCCGUUGAGCAAAAUGCCUGAACUCAUCGAAUUGACAAAGGCUGAUAUCAAGAAGAGCGGACUGUAUGCUACGAUUGUGGGACAUGCUGGUGAUGGCAACUUCCACGUCAUUCUGCUUUCGAACGAACAGCAAAGAAUUGAGGCCGAGGAUCUGAUGCAUACCAUGGUCAAGCGCGCCGUGGAGAUGGAAGGCACUGUCACUGGUGAACAUGGAGUAGGACUGGUCAAGAGAGACUACCUGCCGCACGAGCUUGGUGAGAGCACAGUGGAUACCAUGAGAAAGCUCAAGCAAUCGCUCGACCCGCUAUGCCUGCUCAACCCAGACAAGGUCAUCAGAACGAAGAAGCCAAAAGCUGGUGAAAUCGCGGAAUGGUAA